Messenger RNA from Colletotrichum spaethianum, 762 nucleotides. Its product is annotated as ankyrin repeat domain-containing protein 50. The record is from RefSeq and is a predicted model, not a curated record. Gene Ontology annotation, cellular component: nucleus. Lineage: Eukaryota; Fungi; Ascomycota; Sordariomycetes; Glomerellales; Glomerellaceae. The coding region runs from base 1 to 762 and encodes 253 amino acids. Gene Ontology annotation, molecular function: protein binding; transcription cis-regulatory region binding. The transcript is spliced from 2 exons. Gene Ontology annotation, biological process: positive regulation of transcription by RNA polymerase II.
AUGGAGAUCUUAGAUGAGAUUUUGGACCACUUGAACUAUGGAUCAGCUCACAAAUCUCGGCCAGGCCAACCACCCUUAUCCUGGGCUAUCGAGAAUGGACAUCUCAGUCUUGCAAAGCUUUUAAUUGAAAGCGGGAAAUCAGACCUGAGAUCCAAAGACGGGAGUGGGAGAACCCCUUUGUACUGGGCAGCUGAAAGAGGUGCUACCAAAAUAGCACUAGAUCUUCUUGGGAGCUCAGUACCUUAUGACCUGAAAGACAACACUGGCCGUACACCACUUUCAAAGGCAUCUGAGAAUGGUCAUGAAACGAUAGCAGCAAAACUUCUCGAGCUUGGGGCCAAGAUCGACUCGAAACCUGCGAAGACAGGACGAACCCCUUUAUCCUGGGCAGCAGACAAAGGACACAGCGCUAUCGUCCUGAUCAUGCUGCAGUCGAGUCACAAAAGCCCCCGAAUUGACCUGAGAGAUGACUUGAUGGGCCGGACGCCUCUUUCUUGGGCGGCCAAGCACGGUCACGCUGCGGUUGUCAAUCUGCUUCUCGGUGCCGAUGGUGUUGACCCGAACUCUCGAGACAACGAAGGCCGUACACCGCUAUCAUUAGCUGCUGAACAUGGACAUUACAAUAUUGUUCUGUCACUGGUUUCUGAUGACCGAGUGGAUUGGCAAAGAUCCGACAAUGCCAAAAGAAGUCCACUUUCUUGGGCUAGAUCACGAGAUCAUCAACAAAUUGUCCAGCUCCUUCUAAUACCCAAAGAUGGAUGA